UGCAAUUUCUUUCGCCGUUUGUGUCACGGACUGUCCAAGACUCUCGUGUCGCGGUUGCGUGAGGUGAGAACUGUAAAUAUUGGCAAUAAACGCUAUUCGAUUCAGUCUAAGAAGUAUAGACUCUCGUCCGUUCAAGGUUGAUGUAGCAAUAUUCUAUACAAUACUACUAACUACACGCCGGAGUUGAGCACGCCGAGAGCUGUCAAGAGCGUGCAAUUGGUGUCUGCUGACAGUGCUGACUGCUUAGUGCUUGUGUUUGUUUCGCCGUUCGCGCCGUUCGCUGACCGGAGUACGUGUAUGUAUGUUCAUAUGUACACACGUCGCGCGUCGCUCCUUUCCACGAAGCGUGUGCGAUAUAAAAACGAACCAUGCGUGGCCGUAGUGAUGCACCGUCGGAAUAGCAAUCAAUUGCGCAAUGGGCGAUAGGUGUGGCAUGUGAAAAAGGAAAGGAAAGCUGGUCACCGAGUUGUCGCGAGUGAUCAGAGAGAACGAGAGAGAGAGAGAGAGAGAGAGAGAGCGAGCGAGAGAGAGGCAGAGGGAGGAGAGAGAACGAGAGCGGCAUAGUGCAUUCCGGGAGUAUCUAUGAAGAGAUUUUAUGAGACAUGCGACAUUAUUUCAUUUCCUCGGCGCAAAUCAUUCUGAGGAAGAUCUCGCGUUUCAACAUACACAUAUACACACGUAAAUGAUCUCGUAAGCUCUGACAUCUUUUACGCGUACUGCUCGUACAGUUGAGAGUGAUCGAGAGCGGAGAGCGUGCCCUGCGUGCCGUGCCUGCGCCUAUGCGUUUUCAUUCGUCGCGCGCUCAUCUACGUAGUAGGAGUAGUGGAAGGGAGAACAGCGGUGCCGGUAGCGCUGGUUUUGGGGAGGGAUGUGAGAGAAGGCUUCAUUCGAGAGAGUGAGGUUAGCUUGUUUGUGUGCUCGCGCUUUCUCUCCCUCUUUCCCUCACGCGCGCGUCAGAUCUUGGCUCACUCUCAUCCCAGAUCCCUAUCUCGCGCGCGCGCGGGACUGUCGCGCUCCUUUUUUUCUCGUUCUCUCUCUCUCUCUCUCUCUCUCUCUCUCGUGUGCGCGCUUGUCGCUCGUUUGUGCUUCCUCGCUCGCCCGCCCGCCCGCCUGCCCGUGGCUGGCGCGUGCGCGCGCGCAUUAACGGAAUUUGCGAUCGAGCACGCAGGGACCACCGACUAAUGUUUAAAUGGACGCAUCGUCCAUUAUCACCCAAGUGUCGCGGGAUGACGAGUUAGGCGCGUUCAACAGCGAGAAAGCCCAGUUACCUCGAGAAAAUGAAGCAGCCAACAAUACUUUGUCGAAUACCAAGAAGCCAAGGGGACGUGGGCUUUUACGCUCACUGUUCUGUUGCUUUGGAAGAGGCCGUAGUGGUAGUUCAAAGAGCUCCAAGGCGAGUUCUUUACAGGGUGAGGGACGUGGGUCACCACCACCUGGCACCGGAUCCCCGAGAUUUCUCUUACCACCAGUUAGGCACCAAGAUAUGCACAAAAAGUGCAUGGUAAUCGAUUUGGACGAGACCCUGGUGCAUAGUUCUUUCAAACCUAUCAACAAUGCGGACUUUGUUGUUCCUGUAGAAAUUGACGGUACGGUACAUCAAGUGUACGUCUUAAAGAGGCCUUAUGUGGACGAGUUUUUGCAGAGAAUGGGUGAAUUAUAUGAAUGUGUAUUGUUCACUGCAAGCUUAGCUAAGUACGCCGACCCAGUGGCAGAUCUGUUAGAUCGGUGGGGAGUAUUCAGAGCAAGGUUAUUCAGAGAGUCCUGUGUGUUCCAUAGAGGAAAUUAUGUUAAGGAUUUGAACAAGUUAGGACGGGAUUUGCAGCAAAUUAUUAUUGUAGAUAAUAGUCCUGCCAGUUACAUUUUCCAUCCAGAUAAUGCGGUUCCAGUAGCAUCUUGGUUCGAUGACAUGACGGACUCCGAGCUACUGGAUUUAAUCCCCUUCUUCGAAAAGCUCAGCAAUGUAGAAAACAUUUACACAGUGCUGUGUAAUAGCAAUCAUCCUUACAAUCAGAUACCGGCGCACGCGGUGCAGAGCAAUCAGAGCCUGCCGACUUCAAUUUCAAUGGCUGCUUCCUAGCCCCACCUGAAUCCUGGCAAUACAGCCAGUCUUGUUGCUCAAUGCACCUUGCGGAGGAUUCUGAGAGGGCUGCUUCAUGUGACCCACUUGCUAUGUGGCGAAGGACCUCGAAAUGCCCCUCCUCGUUGAUAUUUGGGAAAACCGCUCUGAUCAGCGUAGCCAAAUGUCUUAUAUCUUGAAAAGUGCAUCAUUUAAGUCACAGCUGCUGAUAUCCUUCUUCCUGGUGAGCAAUGUAACGAAGACUGAAUCAGCUUCGAAGCGCGAGUGUUCUUCCAUUUUGCACCAAGCAUACAAAAAAAUGACCAACUAUGUCGAUCCUGUCUGGUAGAUUGAAAAUACUGUCUGUAUUCGACAAAGAACAUAGCGAAGGAUGGAACCAGGAAUCUCCGUCAAGCAGAAAAGUUAAUUGAUUGCUAAAGAAAAGAAAGCGAUGGUUGUGACUGCCUAUGGUGAUUGUAUACUGGAAAAAUGUUAAGUGUUAAAAAAAGAAAGAAAGAACGAAAGUAUAAAGAGAAAAAAGAAGAGAGAUCGCUCCGAGUCGUUUGAUGGGCCAUGCCGUGCAUUGUUACUGUGUAGUUUUUCUAUUCGAGU
Messenger RNA from Trachymyrmex septentrionalis, 2668 nucleotides. RefSeq names its product carboxy-terminal domain RNA polymerase II polypeptide A small phosphatase 1 (gene hzg). The record is from RefSeq and is a predicted model, not a curated record. The coding region runs from base 1190 to 2077 and encodes 295 amino acids. Lineage: Eukaryota; Metazoa; Arthropoda; Insecta; Hymenoptera; Formicidae. The transcript has 4 exons. Gene Ontology annotation, molecular function: RNA polymerase II CTD heptapeptide repeat phosphatase activity.